GUCGGCGGCUACAACCUCGUUUCCCGUGUCACGGGCAAGGGCAAGAAAAGGAAGGGCGAUGCCAAGGGUGAGAACGGCGAGCCGCAGAGGUUCGGGCAGUUCGGCAACCUGGACGCCGACGGAGUUCCGAUAGAGGAGAAGGACGCCAAGGACGAGAAUGAGAAGGGCGAGAAGGACCAGGCCGAGGUGGUGGGCAAGCCCCUGAAGGGCUCCACGGAGAGGGGCGUGCCGGAGCACUGGGGUGCGAAGUCCUUCUGGGACACCGACGAGAGCGCCCCCCAGGCGUUGCCGGAAGUCCGG
This is a messenger RNA of Prorocentrum cordatum, 300 nucleotides long. The record is from the annotation of a GenBank genome assembly. NCBI's taxonomy places the organism in Eukaryota, Dinophyceae, Prorocentrales, Prorocentraceae.